Molecule: messenger RNA, 600 nt
Organism: Penaeus vannamei (Pacific white shrimp)
Lineage: Eukaryota; Metazoa; Arthropoda; Malacostraca; Decapoda; Penaeidae
Source: RefSeq, a predicted model, not a curated record
AGUUCUAAUUAUAUUGAUCGAAAGCUUGGAACGACAGCGGUCGAUCGGGGAGCCAACUGUACAGAUUUCAACUGCGCAGUCAAACCAACGCGGGGCGGAGGACAGGAAGCUCAAACCCGCGGAAUUUUUGCUCAGUCUUUACCACGUGUUUAAGGCGGAAGGAUGUCGGAUUUGCGGAAUUUCUCAAGGGCGUUCGUGGAGGAAUUCAUCGACCUGUACCGAGGCCACGAAUGCCUUUGGAAAAUGAAGAGCAGAUGUUACUCUGACAGAAACCUGAAGAGACUGGCUUAUGAAAAACUCGUUGGGAAGCUGAGGGAAGUGGAUCCGACGGCAGAUCGGGGAGCAGUCGUGAAGAAAAUAAACAACCUCAGGAGUGCUUAUAGGAAAGAGGCGAAGAAAGUGUCAGAUUCAAAGAGGGCGGGAGCGGGCAGCGUUUACACUCCCAAACUGUGGUAUUUCCAUCGCCUGAGUUUCUUGCUGGACCAAGAGAACCCGCGGGCAGCAACCUCCAACCUAGAGGAUCAGGAAGCGAAAGGUUCACUGCAGCUGGAUAGCUCUCAAGACCGGGAGCCAAGAGAAGACCCACAAGNUCGAGAGGAA